This is a messenger RNA of Chanos chanos (milkfish), 703 nucleotides long. RefSeq names its product nucleoside diphosphate kinase B. The transcript has 6 exons. Bases 101 to 568 code for a protein of 155 amino acids. Gene Ontology annotation, molecular function: nucleoside diphosphate kinase activity. NCBI's taxonomy places the organism in Eukaryota, Metazoa, Chordata, Actinopteri, Gonorynchiformes, Chanidae. Gene Ontology annotation, biological process: GTP biosynthetic process; CTP biosynthetic process; UTP biosynthetic process. The record is from RefSeq and is a predicted model, not a curated record.
UCCUAGGCACGUUAGUCGGUCUCGUUGGUCUUUGUCGUGGCCCGGGUUGUUGAGCGUCCUUGUCUGCGUCGUCAGUUCUUCGGAAACCCACACAUUAAGCAUGGCUGCCAAGCAAGAGCGUACUUUCAUCGCCAUCAAGCCUGACGGCGUACAGAGGGGGCUUGUCGGUGACAUCAUCAAGCGCUUUGAGCAGAAGGGCUUCAGGCUCGUGGCCAUGAAGUUUCCUCCAGUCAUUGCUUCUGAGGAUCUUCUGAAGCAACAUUACAUUGACCUGAAGGACAGGCCUUUCUACAACGGACUUGUCAAGUACAUGGGUUCCGGACCUGUCGUUGCCAUGGUUUGGGAAGGCCUUAAUGUCGUGAAGACUGGCAGAGUUAUGUUGGGUGAGACCAACCCUGCAGAUUCUAAACCUGGCACCAUUAGGGGAGAUUUCUGCAUUGAAGUUGGCAGGAAUAUCAUCCACGGCAGUGACUCUGUCGAAAGUGCCAACAAGGAGAUCAGUCUGUGGUUCAAGCCUGAAGAGCUGGUGUCUUACCAAAGCUGUGCUUUCAGCUGGAUCUACGAGUGAAACGACUUGUGCGACGUAACCUCGCUCAGACCCAACCCUUGCACUUCUGCGGACCAUCCAUCUCAAAUGCUGUAGGCCUUGAAUUUGUACCGUCUGUUCUAAGCACUUGUUGAAUAAAACCCAUCAAGGAACUGA